Molecule: messenger RNA, 1551 nt
Organism: Papaver somniferum (opium poppy)
Lineage: Eukaryota; Viridiplantae; Streptophyta; Magnoliopsida; Ranunculales; Papaveraceae
Product: FAD synthetase 1, chloroplastic-like
Exons: 5
Coding region: 127-1260 (377 amino acids)
Biological process (GO): C-terminal protein methylation; riboflavin biosynthetic process
Cellular component (GO): endoplasmic reticulum
Molecular function (GO): protein C-terminal S-isoprenylcysteine carboxyl O-methyltransferase activity; FMN adenylyltransferase activity
Source: RefSeq, a predicted model, not a curated record
AAAAGUAAAACAGAAUAAUCAGCUCUUCCCAAAAAAUCAUUUCACACACAUAUCUUACACCCACUCCUCAGUUCCUCUACACUCCUCAUUCUCUCCUCUUCUCUCCAACGGAGUGAGGGAGGAGGAAUGGCGAGUCGCUGUAAAAUCUCGCAACAUCUGAAAAAUUGUGACCUAGGGUUUUGUUCCAAUUCUCCAAUUCGUCGUUUCAUCAGCACUGGUAAUCGUAUCAGUAGCUUUUCAUCUUCCCUUAAACCCUACCGAAAUUGUAUUCAUAGAAUCUCAAUUUCCAAACUUACUACUUCUUCCUCGCAUCAUCGUAUUGGUUUCAGAAAACCAAAAUCGGCUGAAAAAAGUCCAACUAUUACUGACUGCUUCAGCCAACAAGAAGACGAUAGGGAAGUUGCUCUUGAAGGAGAUGUUGUGUCUGUGGCAGGAGGUAUAGUUGCUUUGGGAAAAUUUGACGCCCUUCACGUUGGACAUCGAGAACUUGCAAUACAAGCAUCUAAAGCUGGGACUCCUUUUCUGUUGUCAUUUGUAGGAAUGGCUGAAGUACUUGGAUGGGAUCCACGGGCUCCCGUCGUUGGCAAAUGUGACCGUAAGCGAGUGUUUAACUCUUGGGCCUCAUAUUGUAACGAUGUAGCUCCAGCUGAGUUUUCAGUUGAAUUUUCAAGCAUUAGACAUUUGAGUCCAAGGCAAUUUGUCGAGAAGCUGUCCAAGGAGCUUGGAGUGCGAGGAGUUGUGGCCGGUGAAAACUAUCGGUUUGGAUAUAAAGCCGAAGGUGAUGUAACAGAACUGGUGAGACUCUGCGAAGAGUAUGGUAUUGGAGCUAAUAUUGUGAGCUCUGUUAUGGAUACCACUCAGUCGCCCGGGAUCACAAUCCCCACUAACACAAAAGAGAGGGGGCAAGUAUCAUCGACUCGUGUUCGUCAUGCUCUUGCUGGAGGUGACAUGAAAUACGUGUCAGAGCUUUUAGGGCGUAAGCAUCGUCUAAAGUUCAUAUUGCCAGAACAAGGAGCUACCACUAUUAAGGGGAAGAAUAGGAUUUCAGCUCCAAAGUCAUGUCUGUUAAAUCUCCAACCAAAGGAUGGGUCAUAUGGAAAUUGCAUUCUUUUGGUUGAUGACAAUAACAUGCUACCAUGCAGAACAGUUAUUGAUUCCACACGCAUACAUAUCGAAUCAGACGGAAAUGUUUCUUGGAAUGAGGUCUUAUCUCAAGAUUGUCGUGUUAUUAGUAUCGAAUUUGAUACUUCCUUGGGCUAAUCUUCAAUUUGCGAGGUAAAUAUAAUUCCGCACCAAGUAUUCUCCAUUUGUAUUCUUUGAAUUAGGUUACUAGGCUGCUGCAGCAAAAAGCAUGUAGGCGUAAUUUCUUGGAUCAGUAUUAUGUUUGUAGAUUUAUUUAUAAGCAAUAAGAAUAUCAGACAGUAGAACACAGAGAUUCAAAUUCUUUGAUGAUUCUUUUGCAGACGCCAUUUUGUAUUGUUGGCUAUAUGUAUCUAACAAAACAGUUUUAAUAUUACCAAGAAUGGGCAGAAAAGAAUUGAAUUGCAGUUC